Molecule: messenger RNA, 6117 nt
Organism: Mytilus californianus (California mussel)
Lineage: Eukaryota; Metazoa; Mollusca; Bivalvia; Mytilida; Mytilidae
Product: cysteine protease ATG4B-like
Exons: 12
Coding region: 75-1280 (401 amino acids)
Molecular function (GO): protein-phosphatidylethanolamide deconjugating activity
Source: RefSeq, a predicted model, not a curated record
GUCGUCUCGGACUUUAUCUAGAAAAAAUAUGACAAAUGGCAAAUUGAAAAGCUGUAAAAUUAUAGUCUUCAGAAAUGGACUUUCUAACAGAAGUCUCAACAUUUACCUAUGAAGCUGGACCUGUGACGUAUGAUGAAUUCCCACCAACAGAAGAACCUGUAUACCUAAUGGGAACCCCAUACAGUACUCUAUAUGAUUUAAAUGAGUUAAAACUUGAUUUCUUGUCAAGAAUUUGGUUAACAUACAGGAAAAACUUUCCAGCCAUAGGUGGAACUGGACCAACAUUAGACACAGGAUGGGGUUGUAUGUUGAGAUGUGGUCAGAUGAUGCUAGCCCAAGCUUUAUUAAAUAGACAUUGUGGUAGAGAUUGGAGAUGGACAAGAAAAAUAUAUGAUGAAAAAUAUAGAAAAGUUUUGGAAAUGUUUCUGGAUAAAAAGAAUGCAUACUAUUCAAUUCAUCAAAUAGCUUCCAUGGGUGUAUCUGAAGGUAAAAAUAUUGGUCAGUGGUUUGGUCCAAAUACAGUGGCACAAGUUUUAAAAAAAUUAGUGGUGUUUGAUGAAUGGAGUUCAUUGGUGAUACAUGUUGCUAUGGACAACACUGUUAUAGAACAUGAUAUAAAAUGUUUAUGUAAACCUGGUUAUGAGAAGACAACCUGUGAUAUAUUAGGAAUGAACAGUAUGAAAGCUGGUGCUACAGGCUGUAGUAGUCGUGCAAAACCACAAGAAAAAAAUAAAUCUAGUCAUGUUGAUCCUACAAAAUGGAAACCUUUAUUAUUGAUUCUACCUUUACGACUUGGUUUAACAGAUAUUAAUGCUGUUUAUAUAGAAAGUUUAAAGAAAUGUUUAAGUUUUACCCACUCUGUAGGUAUAAUUGGAGGCAAACCAAACCAGGCUCAUUGGUUUGUAGGUUAUGUAGGAGACAAGUUGAUUUACUUAGAUCCACACACUACACAAGUAUCUGUAGAUCUAAGUGAACACUUAAGUAAUGAUGACAGCUUCCAUUGCCCUCACCCUUGUAUGAUGAAUAUUUUAGAACUGGAUCCUUCAAUAGCAGUUGGAUUUUACUGUGGAACAGAAUCGGAAUUUGAUGAUUUAUGUACAACUAUAAGAAAGUUUAUAACAUGUGAAAGUCGAACACCAAUGUUUGAAUUGUACAAAGACAGACCACCGCACUGGCCACCAUAUGAACCAUAUAGUGGAAAAUUUCCUUCUUCUUCUGAAUUUGCUGUAUUGGAUGGCACAGGUUGUGAAACAGAUGAUGAAUUUGAGCUGAUAGGUUGAUGAUAAUGUCUGUGAUAUGUUAUAUUAGGACAUAAUGAGACUAUGUGUUCAAUGUUCUCAACAACAGAUAAGAACAAGUUUUCGUGAUUUUGCCCUCAAGCAGCAUCCAUGAUGUUUCAUAUUUUACUGAUUGAAAGUUGUUACAGAUUAUUAUUUUUCAUAUUUACAUUCAACUUUAAUUUAUUUUUUAAACCAUGAUUGUAUAAUUUUAUACUCAGUUGUGAAUAUUUCAUGUUUUCGAGAGUUUGUCAGCUUUAAAAUUCUUUUUUGAUUUGUCCAUGUCUGUUUAUUUUACCACAAGUUUUUUUUAAAUGAAAUUUUCAUCCUUUAGCAAAAUAAAAUGUAUUAAUAGUGAACAGAGUAAGUGUUUAAUCCUAUUACUCUUAAAUUGUCUUUAAUCAGUCCUGGAAUUUGGACAAACAAAAUAAAGAAAUAAGGUAAAGGAUGCUAAUCAUCAAGAUAAAAAUGCUCAAAACAAAGCAUAAAACAAACUCAAGCAUAUAAUAAAAAAACAGUUAUUGAUAUACAUAUUAAGACUUUCAAAUUGUUCCCAAGUUUGCCAAUAGUUUGGUUAACCCCAAACUUUAUUUCAGAUGAAAUUAUUUAGAUGAAAAUUAUGGGUAUACUUUUAUGUUUAAUGUUUGAAUCUCACAUAUGCUUUGAAAAAAAAUAUAUAAAAAGUAAAUAUUGUUACUGUUAUAGAUGUGAAACAGUUGAAUAUAUCUAACUAUUUAAGAAAUAGAUCAUACAGAAUUUUGUGAAAAAAAGGAAUUUUAGGUCUAGGUGUUUGAAAUUAGUUCUGUGGUCCACCUGUUGUUUUGUCUUUCAAGUAAGUUCAAGUAUAUUGAUAAUCUGUAGUUAUUAUCAUUAGCUCACCUGGUGUAGUUGUUAUCAUUACCUGACCUUGCCUAUUUAACUUUCAAAUCAUUAGAGCUGGUGCUUCUAUACUAUGAUAAGGAGAUAAAAAAAACACACUUUAUAUCAUCCCUUUUAAUAUUGGGUAUGUGCAUGUAUGAUGAGUAUGUAAGAUUACAUAUUUGUUUUGUUCCAGUUGAACUUCUUGUCACACAACAAUAGCAGAUGUGUUAAGUAAUUGUGUAAUGAAUAAUUCCAUUUUUGUCUAGCCUUCGACUUUUGUCGAAAAAGCGAGACAUAGCGAUCCUACAUUCCUUAGGCGUCGUCCACAAAUAUUCACUCUGUGGUUAAAGUUUUUGAAAUUUUAAUAACUUUCUUAAACUAUCCUCGAUUUCUACCAAACUUGGACAGAGGCUUGUUUAUGAUCAUAAGAUAGUAUCCAGAAGUAAAUUUUGUAAAAAUAAAAAUCCUGUUUUUCCAUAUUUUACUUAUAAAUGGACUUAGUUUUUCUGCCAGUUAACAUUACAUUCACUCUGUGGUUAAUGUUUUUAAAAUUUUAAUAACUUUCUUAAACUAUCCAGGAAUUUUACCAAACUUGGACAGAAGCUUGUUUAUGAUCAAAAACUAGUAUCUAGAAGGAAAUUUUGUAAAAAUUUAUUUCCUGUUUUUCCGUAUAUUACUUAUAAAUGGACUUAGUUUUUCUUCCAGUUAAUAUUACAUACAGUCUGCAGUUAAAGUUUUUAAAACAUUUAUUAAAUUCAUAAACCAUCCUGGAUUUUUACCAAACUUGGACAGAAGCUUCUUUCAAUCAAAAGAUAGUAUCAAGAGGAAAAUUUUUAAUAAUUUUUUCCCCAUUUUUGUUGACAUAGUGAUCCUACAUUCCGUCGUCGUCUGAAUUAAGGGAUAAAUCAUCAAACAAUGUAAAAAUUAUCUUCUUUAUCAUUUGUUCAUUCAAUAAAUUUAUGUUUCAACUCUUUUAUAAAUCUAUAGAUUUGAUUGCAUACUGUAUUCAUUUUUACGAGCAUAACUUUUUUCAUACAUUUCAAACGUUUUAUUUCAUUAACUGUAAAUCUAUUAUGUGCAUUCCCCUAUCACACUGAAAACAUAGAUAGCAGCAAAAGUAGGCGAGACACUGGGUUCCGCGGAACCCUUACAAAUUUUCAUUCUUGUAGACCUUCUUGUUACCAAGGAACAGGUCACAUUUCAGAAACUGACAAAUUUUCAAUAAUAGAGAUUCCAAGCACACUGGUCAAUUCUUUGUCAGGAUAAAAUUCAGUAAAGAUAUAUUGUUUCUGUAUGAGUAAUAGAUGAAAAUGAUGUUUGUUUAUAGAGUUUAACAAAAAUUUUAUGAAAACUUAUCAACGAAAUAAUCAUUGCAUAAAAGAUUAAACUAUUUUUGUUUUAUUUAUUUAUUUAAUUAUUUAUGCAUAACACCUUCUAUUUGUAUUUUAAAGAAGAAAAAAAAAAGAUUAUAUGAUAGCUCUUAUUUCCUUUUUUUCUUUUCAUUAUGACUAUUUAUCAGAAUAUUUUUCAAGUAACCAAAGUGAACAGCAUCCUAGUUAGAAUAUGCCCAACAAUGAACAAAUCAUCUUGUUUGUCACUAAUAUUUGAACUAAUGAUAGGAUUAGUUUAAAAAACAUUUUUUCCAAUGUAUGUCAAAACAUGAAAAAGAAAUGUGUCACUUUUUUACAGAAUUUGAAGAAAACAGUCAUUUUAUAUUUAUCCAAUGUGAAAUAUAGAGGAACUAACUAACAAUACUUAACAGUUGACAGUUUGAUAUUAAUUCCUAUGUAAAUGUAUAAACUGUAAUAUAAUUUAUUUCACAAUUAAGUAACAUCUGCAAGUCAGUAUUCAUAAGUAAUUAUGAAUAUUAGGUAUAGUAUGUAUAGUGUAUACCAAUAUAAAUAUAAUUGAUAUUUCAUUUAGGAUAAUUGGUUUUUUUUUAAUACCAAAUCAAUAAAAAAAUAGCAGCAUUUUUUUUUUUUUAAGUGAAUAAAGAAACAUUAAUUUGUUUAAGCGGAUAAAGAAACACAACAGUAUAACAUAAUUAGAACUUCCUUGGUUUGGGUUAGUCCAUUUAUAAGUACUGCUUAAUGUUCAACUCAUAUGUUCAGUAUUGCAGAGAAAAAGAAACCAUUCAAAAUUGAUAUACUAAAUGUUAUAUGUGAAACGGUACCAGAGCUGUUGUUUCAUGAAUUUUAACAUUACACCUAACAACUAUAUGCUGAGUGCAAUAGCAUUUGUUUUAUUUCUACAGAAAUUCUGCAUUGUUUUAUAUAUUAACUUGAAGGAUAUGUCUUUUUCUUUUUCAAAGAUUUAUAAGUAUUACUGUAUAAAUAUUAUACCUUAUGUAAAUCAGUUCCCAUUUAUUCUCAUAUACUUUUAUUUCCAUUUUAAGUCUUCACUACCUUUUAAUAUUAACCUUUUACCAGUCUUAUGCAUUACAGUGUAUAUAAACUCAGUCUGUGCCAAAAACUUUUUUACCUACUAGCAGGAAAGCACAUUUCAAGAAAAUACUAUUAUCUGUCUUACCAAUUUUUUUUAAAUAUUCACUAGCCCGAACCAAUUUUUACUAGUUAUGGGCUUAGGGAUAAUAUUUUUUUGCACAGACUGUUUAAAACCUAUUGUUUAACCAGUGCAAUUUUUAUUUCCAUUUAAUAUGGAGGAUACUUUGUAACUUCGUCUGCUGCAUUGUCUUCUGUUUCACAUGCUUUUGUCUCUGUACACUUAGUAAGUGUUUAACAAAGUAAUUCUCAGACAACCAUUUAUGUAUUAUAUUUAACAUUGAUCUUUUACUUUUAGUACAAAGAUUGAUUAUUGAUUAAUGUCUGCUUUUCCCAAGAGCAAACUUUUGAAAACAUUUUUUUUUCAUUUAUCAGUAUUUCACUAUUAAUUUUUUUGCAGUUUACAUUUAGAUACAGUGUAAGGUUAAAGUUUUCCAAACAUCAAAAACUUUUUCAAAUCUUCUUGGAAUUUUAUGAAAAGUUGGUCAAAAACUUUCUUAUUAUCAAAAGAAAGUAUACAGGGCAAACAUUUUUUUUCUCCAUAUUUAACUGAUUAAAGGACUUGUUUAUUUUUGCUGUUAACAUUGAAAUACAGUCUGGAAUUUAAUUUAUUAGACAUCAACUUUGUCAAACCUUCAUGGAAUGUUAUGAAACUUGGACAGAAGCUUCUUCCAGAUCAAGAAAGAGGUUUUAUUUAUUUUUUAUUUUCUUCUGUAUUUUACUGAUCAAUCGACUUAGUCUUUGGCUGUCAACAUUACACUAUUAUUCUGACAGUAGCAAUAGCAGGCAAGACACAGGUUCUGUGGAAACCUUUACAAAUAUUUAUUGUCAUUUGUUAUAUUCAUUUUUAUUUAUAUACUUCAAAGGAGAAAGUAUAAGGGCCACUUAUGUUUGACCGUUUGAGUUACAAAAUUACAAGUUACUUAUAACAUCCUUCAUGUUUUCACAAGACAUUAGUUUGUUGAUACAUUUGAAUGUUGCUUAACAUAUUUGUCUUAUACUCUUCUUGCAUUCAAAGAAAACCUUUAGAAAUAACCAUAAUUGCCUCAUUUUGAGAGUUCUACGUUAACAUUAGUAUGAUCAACAGCCCUAAACAAAAAGAUAUUUGAUUCAUCUGAUCUUUUUGUUUGUUUAAAGUUAAAGUGUGGCAAAAUCUCAAUUUGGGUUAAGCUGUUUCUAAUAUUUCAUAGUACCAAAAACUAUUAAGUAGAUUCCAUUUUUGAGUCAAAUAUAUCAAUUAUGAUCAUCUUUAUGGUGUCACAGUGACAUCACAAAUGACAUUUCUGCACUUUAAAGGUGACCACCUAUGUCAUCCUAUUCAUUUAGUGAUAUAGUUGACAUAUUUUUUAAAUGAUUGAAUAAUUUUACUUUUUUUGCCAUUUCAGUCAUAUUUCUUAUAAUAUCUCCUUCUUUCUUGUGAUUGGUAUAUGUUGUGAAUAUUUUGUUAUAUAUUUACUUUCAAAUAUUACUUUUUCUCA